CACGCAGAGCGAUUUUCGAAUGAAGACUCUGAAGCUUUUCAAUAUGACACGUCGGCUGUAAAUUAGUAACUCACUAUAACGCUGUCGCUGCAGAAAUGUAUACAGCUGCAGAUAUCUGAACUCUAUGGCCAAAUGCGCGGCUACAUCGUUGAGUGAAAAACGUAUGGGUGUCGGUCUUCUUUUUUUGCGAACAAUAGACGUGAGAGAAAGACGGGGCGUCUACGUGCCACUCCUACCAUAAUCCCAUUCUCAUCAUAGAUACGUAGGGUGGAUUUUGAACUAUCACGACUAUCCAAUUGAGCUGGUGAGAUAGACCUACCCCGUUCAUCGUACCCACACACAUCGCCUCGUUGAUAGAGACUCGUCAGCACACAGAAGGAACAAGUGCAAAAAAUAAUCAUCGCAGGACUGCAGCUGUUAUCCCCCCGGGAGGCGGUUUACAAAAGCAUAGUCGUUGAAAGCACAAACGUAGCCCAUCAACAAGGUACUACUAGUACCGAGCACCAAAAACUACCUUCUCAAUCAAUCACCACCAACUCUAACGCGCAAUCUUUUUUUUUUCGCAACCUUUUCGGAACAUCUUUAACAUCUUGCAGCCGAAAUCGCGCUUCUGCACCAAAACAAACUAGGGGAAAAGACAAGAAAGCCCGAAAGGGAAAGAAAUAAGGGAGAACAGCACACCUUUUGUUGGUAAGCUUUAUCAACAAAAAAUUCGCCAAGAUGGAUCUCGGGCAGAAAUUGUACACGUUCAUGUGCGUCAUGUUCGGCAUGUUCUCACUGCAGAUGAUGUACAGCGCAGAUUACUUCUUCGGACCCUACUCUCCGGGCGGCAUGAUGAUCUACUGGACCAAGCCCCUGCCGCCCAUGGGCGACUGGUGGGCCCGCGGUGCCGGGAUCGCCAACCUGACGCUGCUGGCUGGUAAGAAGUUGCAGCUUAUUGGAUUCUGAUAUGUGCCGAUCCCAAUGGGUUUGGAAUUUCUUCCAAGAAGAAGUUACCGUGUUUUCUUUUUUUUUUUCAUGCACUGUGUCUGCGCUCGUGGAUUCAUUGUCACGCAGAAACAAAUCGCAACAUACAGGUCCGAAGUUCUUCGAUGUGCCUUUGAUGUCCUUCAUGAAGCAGAUCUUGUUCACGAACACUCUGUUCUUGGCCAUGUUCGUUCAUGCGCUGACGAUGCCGGAGGGCAACACCCUCAUGAUGAAAGUGCAGACCGGCAUCCAGGUAAUUUUUGGUUCCCACGCGUCAUGCAAUGAGAAUAUAGAAUGAUUUAUGAACUGGAUUCUACAGUACGACUACGAGCAAGUACAAUUUUAUUGUGUUAUAAUGGUUACCUCACGUGGAACAUGAUGUAAAACAAAAUACACUAUGACCCAGGUUGUGUUGACCUUGUUGGUUGCCUACGUCGUGAAGACCGGCAACAAGCCCGUCUUCGUGAAGGGAGCCAAGGGCAAGACCCCCAAGCGUGGCGCCACCCCGAUGAAGAAGAAGUAAGUUGUUUCUACAGCUUCAGCAGGGAGAAAAAUGUUGAACCUUUUGUCAAGUUUCUCCACCGUUCUCCGGGCGCAACAAGGAGGAGCAUAAUUGGCGGAGGGCGAAACUAUUGGUACCAGAGCACCCGUCUUUACACACUUUCUUGACUUUCUUGUUUAUGGAUGACUAUGACUUCAUUAUAACAACCGUUUAGCAGUUGACGUUCCUCUGAAUUUUGAAUCUUGUUGACAACCUUUUAAUCAGACAAUCAGACCGCAGCUCGUUGUAAUCCAGAUAUAGCAGUUUUAGCACCGUGACGAGGUUGCAUUGGUGUUAGUCUGUAAUUGACCCAUUUUUAGCAGAUAUCACAGCAGGCUGUUCAUGUUUCAUCACCGUUUCAUCAUCAGACUUUUUAGUACACUAGUAAAACCUGGUAAAAAUCUUGACGCUUUAACACCUCUUGUUCGCAAAACAGUCGUGUCUACCGAGCAGGAUCAUAGACACUAUGGACCAGAAAUUUCCUAUCCACAGACCUUGCACAGAACCAAGAAGACGAGCACCACGCGCUAAAAUUGAAAAAUUACCGGACCGACGAGAGUGCUCCGACGAUAUUGUUUCUAAGGUUUUCAAAAUGCACGUGUACAAAAAAAUAGGACUUUACAAUACUAGGGAUAUUAGACAGAGCAUCAGACGGUAGUAGGAAGCACGGACGGAACGCAGCUACGCGAGGAUGAGGGAUGCUUUGUACAAACCAUUGUUUCCGACCACGCUACUUUCUACAUCUUUUUACUCUCUAGUCCCACGGAUAGUACCCGAGUCCGGGACCACCUGCGCGGAGAAACUACAGUGUUGACCACUGAAUGUACU
This is a messenger RNA of Amoebophrya sp. A120, 2335 nucleotides long. Lineage: Eukaryota; Dinophyceae; Syndiniales; Amoebophryaceae. The record is from the annotation of a GenBank genome assembly.